Pogona vitticeps (central bearded dragon) is the source of this 1618-nucleotide messenger RNA. It is a transcript of the gene LEAP2, whose product is annotated as liver enriched antimicrobial peptide 2. The record is from RefSeq and is a predicted model, not a curated record. NCBI's taxonomy places the organism in Eukaryota, Metazoa, Chordata, Lepidosauria, Squamata, Agamidae. Gene Ontology annotation, biological process: defense response to bacterium; antimicrobial humoral immune response mediated by antimicrobial peptide.
GCUCAGCUUCAGCGGGGAGGACGCCACUGGCCUCUGGCGUGGUGGUGGCCGAGGCAUGGCUCGGAGCCUUUUGGCGGCCGCUGGGGCCCUCCUGCUGCUUGGGGGGCUGCUCCUGCUCCUGCUGAUCUCUGCAGGCCAUGCUGGGGGCCGCAUCCUUGCCGGGCAGGAGGUCCCAAGCGCCCUGGUUCCCCAGGCCCUGCAAGCCCAAGGGGCCCUCCCCCUGAGUCGAGCAAAGCGGGCAACACCCUUCUGGCGCAUGGUAGGCAGCAAGCCCCUGGGGGCUCCCUGUUCCCGGGGCCUGGAGUGCAGCACCCACCUCUGCAGGAGUGGGCGCUGUGCAGACCCCCGUGUCCAAUCCUGAAGAGGGUCUCGGGGCAAAGGGCCUCUGGUGGGGCUGGCCUUCCUCCUGUCCCUUCUCUUCUCUCCCAUGGCCUUUGGAGAACAGCCUGGCAACCUGACGCUUCCUCUGCUGGCACCAGGGAACCCCUUCCAGCAGCCCUUCCUGCUGUGGAGCGCUGAGGAACUCAGCUUGAUGCCGGCUCCUCUCACAAACCGGAGGAAAUGGGCAGGAGAGAGAGCAGUGGGCCCCCCUGGGCUGCUUCCUCUGGCCCUUGCCGCACCCUCCAGCUGCCCUGCCGCCUGCUGGGAACCUGCACGGCCACCCAGUUCAAUGCUGGCCCCUCUGGGCAGUCUCCCCCUCCUCCCCUGGCUGCGGCAGGGGAUCAGCACCCAGGGCCUGUGGCCGCCUCUCUGCUGGCUCUCCAGGGGUGACCCCUGCCGCGUGACCAGGCACUCUGUGGAAACAGCCCUCCUGAACGCCCCAUCAUCCCAAAGCGGCUGCUUCCUCUCCACCCUUCCUCUCAGAUGGGACACAGUCAUUCCCUGCGGCCGGGUGCAGCACGGUGGCGAUGGCGGUGGUGGUGAUGGGCUUGUCCUUCUCUGGGUCGGACAUGUUCCUGUUUGCUGGGGCUGCAGCCUGCGACUCAGAUACGUCCAGGGCCAUGACUCCUGUGGGGGAAUGCUCUCCAAGGGAGCUGGGGAGCCCCAGGAGGGAAAUAGGGAGGGAGGGAGGGAGGGAGAUGUUCCCCAGGAAAGACCAAGCCCAGCAUGGCAGGGACUCUUUCCCACCCCCCCACUCCCGGACCGGCUCUGUGGCUGGUCAGAGUCCAUCAUCAGUUCCCAGUAAAGCAAACAGGGCUGCUUCCCAGGACCAGCUGGCACGGGUCCCAUCAGGCCAAUGCUUCACCCCUCACCGUCUCCUGCUGGAAGAGCCCUUCUGAACAAGGAGAUAACACAGGCACACACAAGCGGGGAGCGCAGGGGUGGUGGUGAAGGGAGAGAGCAGCAGGAGGCUUGGCCGGCACCUGCUCACUCGCUGACUCUCAGCUGGACCAAAGAAGGAGAGCCAAGAGGUGUCCACAAAGGCAGAGGCGGAAGGGAGCAGACUCUGUCACCUGCUGGAGGAAUGCCAGGGCCACGGGAAACACUGGGGGGCGGGGGGCACAAGGCAUCCCACAGCCAGCCAUUGUGUACAGGGAAUGCUGGGCAGAAGCCAAGCAGCCCAAGACAGUUGAGGAAUCUUUGUGUGUUUCAAAUGUGGUGCUCUAAUUAAAAGCAA